UCCCUUUCCUCGGUUGCCUGGGAGGAAGAAAGACCGCCUCUCCCUGGGCUUGGUAGGCUGGGGUGGGCAGCCUACACCUCUUCUGGCCCCUGGCUACAGUUAAGGACUCCUUGGGAGGGCCAGCAAAGCCGCUAAGGCCCUUAGUCAUCAUGGCCUUGAAACCAGAAGACCCCAGUAGUGGAUUCCAGCAUGACGCAGUGGUAGCUUUCAUCAAUGAGAAGAUGGCCAGGCACCCAAAAGGCCCCGAGUUCUACCAUGAAAAUCUGUCUCUGUCCUGGGAAGAGAUAGAAGACAAGAUCAGGGCCAUCCUGGAGGACAGCGAGGUGCCCAGUGAAGCUCAAGAGGCCUGUGCCUGGGGCAGCCUGGCUCUGGGAGUGCACUUAGCUUGCAAGCAGCAGCACUUACAGGGGCACCAGGUGCAGUGUCUGCAGGACUUUGCCAAACUGCACAAGUCAUCCACAAAUGCCUUGGUCUCAAAUCUGAAGGAGCUCAUGGAGCAGCAGGAAAUGGAGCGCAAGGAAGCUGCCUUCCAGCUGCAGCUGGUCCACACCAAACUGGCCCAGGUGCAGAAAGAGCGGGACCUCCUGAGGUGGAAGCUUGUGCAGGCGGAGCUGAGGGUUCUCCCAGACCCUGCUGUGGAGGGGGCAGACGUGGCUGCUGUCGGAGAGGUGGCGACACUAGGAGCAGGUGAGAAGCAAGAGGUGGCAGAGGCUGAAACUAGUGCUACCGGUGAAGGAAGAGGAGAAGAGGAAAAAGAGGAGGCCACACAGGCUCUGAAUAGAAGCUUCCUGCAGCUUCUUGGAGUUGCCCAGCAGAAAAAUUACACCUCUGACAGAGAGAGGGAGGGUGCUAUUAGGCCUGUGGAAACAGCCACGCUUUAUCUCUCUGGGACCCUGAAGGCCACAGCCACCACCUCACCAGAUCCCCUUCCUGUCCAGCUCCCUGCCUCGUUCACAUACAGCUACUCAAGCCCCUUGUCCGAUUUCCCAUUCACAUCCACACCAUCCCCACUGGCAGCCACGAUCACAGCACCUGUUCCUUCUCAGAUGGCCCCCCACUGCUCAGCCUCUGAUGUUAGCUUGUGCUCUGAUGUGGGGGCUCAAGGAACACAAGAAACACAAGAGAGACUCUGAAUUCCAUCAGCAGAGAAAACAUCCAGCAUUUGCAAUCCUAGGGAUUGGAACUGCCCUUGGUGUAAAGCCAUGAAUUUUUCUCAAAGGAAAAAAUUGCUUCCACUGUAGAAGGGAAAUCUGCCUGC
Fukomys damarensis (Damara mole-rat) is the source of this 1258-nucleotide messenger RNA. It is a transcript of the gene Tex13a, whose product is annotated as testis expressed 13A. Lineage: Eukaryota; Metazoa; Chordata; Mammalia; Rodentia; Bathyergidae. The transcript is spliced from 3 exons. The coding region runs from base 150 to 1133 and encodes 327 amino acids. The record is from RefSeq and is a predicted model, not a curated record.